UACAAAGAUGGUGGCUUCAGAAACGGAACAUUAUUAGCCGAUCUCCAGGCUCGUUUUUUUCUUGAACAUGUGUUGGGAAGAUAAAAGCAACAAUGCAAGCCCAUCUGCUGGAAGGAAUGAAUUUAUUGCAGUGAGCAGAGAUUAUCGGAAAAGUGUUGUGUGGCGAAUUGCAUGUUUUCUUUCCCAAUUUGAAAGGUGGUCUCCUCCAUGGAUGCUAGGAAGGGUGAAAUUUUGAAGAUUACAGAGCACGAAUGGAAACUUGGUAUCUGUAUUGGAAGGGGAACAUGUAGUGAGGUUUUUGAGGCUGCUGGGACCCUCUGCUACAAGAGUGGGCGUAUGAGAGCUGUUAAAGGAGCUGUCAAGGUUUUCAAGGAAGGAUCACAAUUUGAACAAGCUGCUCUCAACGAGAUAAAGAUUUUGCAGUAUUUAUGUCAUGAAAGUGAAUCCCUCGACGUAUAUUACCAUAUGCAUUUAUUGGAUUACUUCCUUUAUAGAGGUAAUUUCUACUUGGUUUUUGAGCAGUUGGAUUGUCAUCUUCAUCACAUUUUGCUUAAGUACUCAGGCAAAGGUCUUCCUAUCUCUAUUGUGAGAAGAUGUUCUAAAGAUGUUGUCAAAGCCUUGAGCUUUUUAGCCAUCAAAAGAGUUGUUCAUGGUGACCUAAAGAUGUCCAAUAUAAUGUGGAAUCCAAACAGAGGUAUCUUUCAACUGGUGGAUUUUGGACUCAGUUUCCUUGAAGGACAUCUUCAACCUUCUCAGCCUCUUCAGAGCCCUGGUUACCAAUCUCCUGAGGUGCAAAUGUGGAACAGACUAGUUCCUCAUGGUACAACUGAAAAUAGUAUGUCGAAAUGUUUGUUUGCUUGUGACAUGUGGAGCUUUUCUUAUGUACUAUGGUACAUGUACACAGGACACCCAGCUCCCAGACAUGAAUUGCAUGAACCAGUCUGUACCAUGUGCUUGCAAGAAAAGGAUUGUAUGCAUUUCCAGCAAAUCAAGAAGGAAUUACCUCAAGAUGAAAGAGAGAUUACGCUUGAACAACAUAAUUUUUUUCUUGACUUUGUUAUGAGAAUGAUGAAGUGCAAACCAGAGCAGAGGAUAACACCUUUUAAUGCCAUGCAGCAUUCCUUUCUUAACGAAGGUUCCACCUGGAAUGUUCCAUUGGGUUUGACAGAGUUGUUACUGCUUCCAACUAGAAUCUUACAGCUGACCAACAUUCUUUUAGAAGACCUCUCCACUGAUUUACUAUUUGACGGAUUGAUGGAUGUGAAGGAGGAGUGCGCAAAGUUUGGUGCUGUGAAGGGAUUCAAGUUUACUGGUGAUUCAAAUACAGGAUAUAAGGUGUUUGUCGAGUUCUCUAAUGCUGACGACUGCUCGCGGGCCCACAGUGCGCUCACAGGACGGGACUUUAAUGGCAGGACAGUCAUUACCAGCUUUUAUCCCAUAGAUUAUUAUCAUAUUGAUUACUUUUGGUGCUGAUACUUUUUCUGCAAGAUACAAAAAAAAAAAAAUAUGAACUUAUCUUCUAUGCUCCUGUUUGUGAAUUAAGGAAAAAAGAAUCUUCAUCUGAUUUCUACAAAUUUUUAAUUCAGAAGUGAACCAAAGUUAAACCAUAUUUCUGGUUUGGAAAAAACAUUCCUCUUAAAAUGUUUUCUCCACCGAAGAGUAUACAAAGGUACUAGUGGACCUGAGAAUGGCUGUAGGCUUACCUUCCAUGGGUUAGCAGCCUUUCUAAGAGGAGAAUUAAUUGUGUCGGCAAACUUUGAAGAUCAUGUAUUGUUUACUGUCAUGAUAUCCUAAUCCAAACCUUCUCCCAUGGCUGUUUUAAAUUGUAUUUUCUUCUCCCUCGGCUUGCUUAAAACUCUGUCGAAAAACCCCAUGUCAAUUAAUCCCAUUCCCAGGCACUGCUAGGGAUCUUUCACCAAAAUUUAUCUUGUUGGGGUACUCCUUAAGGGUCUUGUAUUUUCCCUACUUGCCUUUUACUGUCAUUGGCAAUUUCUUUGAGGUUUAAUGAUUUUUAUGGUAUUGUUUGAAUAAUUGUAAUUAACUUAUUAAAGUUUUGUUUGGGUAACUCUAA
Pocillopora verrucosa is the source of this 2071-nucleotide messenger RNA. The record is from RefSeq and is a predicted model, not a curated record. NCBI's taxonomy places the organism in Eukaryota, Metazoa, Cnidaria, Anthozoa, Scleractinia, Pocilloporidae.